Micropterus dolomieu (smallmouth bass) is the source of this 3457-nucleotide messenger RNA. Its product is annotated as zinc finger protein 665-like. Gene Ontology annotation, biological process: telomere capping; regulation of telomere maintenance via telomere lengthening. The coding region runs from base 92 to 3025 and encodes 977 amino acids. The record is from RefSeq and is a predicted model, not a curated record. Gene Ontology annotation, cellular component: shelterin complex. Gene Ontology annotation, molecular function: telomeric repeat DNA binding. Lineage: Eukaryota; Metazoa; Chordata; Actinopteri; Centrarchiformes; Centrarchidae. The transcript has 7 exons.
CGUGGCUUCCAUAUUCCACAGUCAGACAUAUGGCUGUGAUGUUAUCGAAUAGCCAUCUUCAUAGCGAAAAGGAUACGUCCAUAACGCCAAAAUGAGCAAGACAAUAACGGAUGGUUUCCUUCCCCUUUCCUCUCUCCGUCUUAUCGUGCCCCCUCUGCAGCUUGUGUCUGCAGCUCUGUGGGAGAUAGUGAAGCAAGGAGCUGUGAUGUACUACGGUCUGCUGGAGGAGUUCGUUACCACAGUGUUGGAAACAGUCCCUGAGCUGCUCACGUACACUGAGAGAGUCCAAUUAGUUAUGGGCCUACGUGCAAAGGUGGUGCUAGAGUUGUGUCGCAAUGAUGAUUUCGCCAGCCCUCAGGGCAUCCAGCCUCAUCUGAGUAGAAUAAACACCUACAUUACAAACCAGGAGAAAGAGACUUCCAGUUCUGAGGUAAAAGCAUCAGUGACAAGCUUCUUUAACCUUGUUCACACUCUAGUGGAAGAUCAAUGCCAGAGGGAAAUAUUUUAUCAGAAAACCUUCCCAACAGUGUUCGGCCCUAAAUAUGACUCAGCCCUACAAGCUCUAAUGAGAAAAUUCCUCUUCAAUUUGCAGAAGCUGCUGCCUGUUCCAAACCUUGAACAAACUUCCCUCAGUCUCUCCCCUUUUAUCUUGAAAGAGUGCGUAGACUUCAUGAAUCAACCUGAGCCCCUGAAUACACUCAUUCAGCAUCACAAACAUCAUGGGCACAAAGUUCCACAAGCUUCAUCUUCCUCUGGUGAUGAUUGUAUCCUUUCCAGCCUUUCCUAUCACCUACCAAAGGUGGACAAUGUUGAAGGAGACACACUUGUCAAAUCUGGAAUCUCACAAGAUCGGAAAAGAGAUAACUUACUUGGCAGUGAGUCAAAAAAGGACAAAGAAGGAAACUUGAAGGAGAUCAAUUCAGAAUUGGUUAGGAAUGUAGAAAGAAAUGGACAGCAGCAUGCUGAUGAUAUAACUGAAGAAGAAGGAGCCUCUGUAGAAGUAAUACUUCAGCCUUUUGAUGAGAGUGAGUGUAAUGAUGAUGACGACAUGGACAAAAAAAUGUGUCACCAUUUGAAAACUGGCAGUAGGACCUCUCCAAAAACCUUCAAGUGUCGUGUUUGUGGCAAAGAUUUCGGUUCCCUUGGCAAACUAAAGAGGCACAGGAUUACCCACGGUGGUUGCGUUACAAACAGAAUGAGUCAGACAUAUUCUACGAGCCAAAGUAUCUUUUUUGAUCAGAUAAAUUUACACCCUAAACCAAAGACUUGUAUUGAGAAUAAUGCUUCUAGAAUAGAAACUGAGCUUUCCUCUUUGCCAAGUGCCACACAUAACCCAUCAAAUAUAAUUAAUCUUCCUAACUUUGAGCAGUCUAAUCAUGGCUAUAAUCUCGUCUGUCAUGUUUGUGGCAAGGUUUUCACUUACCCAAAAAAUUUUGACAAACACCGGAGGUUUUGUGCGGUCAAUAGUAAACAACAAGUAGAGACAGGCCCACAGUGUUCCACUAGCUUUCCCAGUCACUCCAAACCAACCCCUGCUGAUAAGACCAAAGAGUCUUUCCCUAGUGAAACUGAAACUGGGCCUUCAGGUGUUUUACCCCAUGAACCAACAUCUUCCGACUCACCACAAGAGCAAACGUGUAAAAGAAGCAGUCGUGUCAAACAAUGCUCCGUAUGUGGGAAAACAUUUACCUGCUCUACUGACUUGACGAGGCACAUGAGAUUCCACACUGAACAGAGUCCUCACCUUUGUUUGUAUUGUGGGAAAGACUUUGACAACUACGAAGACUGCGAGGGACACCAGGAAGGUAAAUGCAGAGUUUCAAACCUGCAUUCACAGGACAAUUCCUCGAGCAACGCAAGUAAAGGGAAUCAGGAAAGUGGUGUAGCUCAGAUCCCAACAAUCACAGAUGCACCUGCUAACUUGCAGGCCAUGCAGUCACCUCUGACGUGUCCGGAAUGCGGCCAGGGUUUUACGUACUACAAGAGGUUUGAGAAGCACCAGAGGGAAUGUUCCAAAAGAGCUCCUCGUAGGAAAAAGCGAAAAAACAUGAACCAUUUUAUUAUAAAUGCGUGUAAUGUCCGAUCAGCUGACAACAAUGGGAGUCAUUCUGAGACAAGUUAUGAAACAAAGGAAAUUGCAGAAACGGCACUCUCCGCAGACGGUGCAUAUGGCUGCAAGGCAAAAUCUCGCACAAUCAAGUGCACCAUGUGUGAGAAGAACUUUUCAAAAAUUGUCCUCAUGAAAAGACAUUAUUCCGAGUCACAUAAAGUUAGCGGCUCAUACCCCUGUCCUUUGUGCAAGAGAGCUUUUGUCAGGUUGUGCGAAUUGGUUCGACAUCAGCAAAACAAAAAACUGUACCAGUGCGCUGCCUGCAACAAAUGUUACACGAAGCCCGGACUACUAAAUGAUCAUGAAAAAAAAGUACACACUGCAAGCGUAACACCACGCGUUUGUGAAACAUGCGGCAAAAGCUUCAAAUAUCUCGCUCAUCUGAUUCUGCACCAGCGCAAGCAUAGAGAACGGCAACCUAGCGUUUGUUCCUACUGUGGGAAACAGUUCAGUACAAAAGACUGCCUAAGAGCGCACAUGGUGAGGCACACAGAUGGCUACCCGUGCCCAGUAUGCGGGAAGAAAUUCUAUCAAAAAACAUACCUUAAAUGGCAUCUGUAUAAACACACGGGGCAAGAGCCGUACCUGUGUGACACGUGUGGGAAAGGCUGGCCGAGUGCAGCCCAGCUCAAGCUUCACAUGGUCCAACAUACAGAGGAAAGGCCGUUCAAGUGUGAAGACUGCGGCGUGUGUUACAAGAGGGGAUCCCAUUUGAUGGCUCACCGUAGAGCCAAACAUAUUGGGUUGCGGCCAUUCGUGUGUGAGGUUUGCAGCAAAGCCUUUAGAUUAAACAAUGAGCUGAAAAAACACACAAUGGUUCACACGGGGGAACGGCCAUACACGUGUCCAAGGUGCAACAAAACAUUUACGAGAAAAGCUCGCCUUAGGGAACACAGGGAAAAGGCAUGUGUGUAACUUCAUGCCGUUUGUGGACUGUGCUGUGUUAAAACGAACACGAUUCAUGUGCCAUUCUACCACUACAUACAGUACAUACAUGUACCAUAAGUUCUGACAUCAGCUGUGCCUCAAUGCUGUAUAUGUAUGAUGCCUUUUAUAGUUAAGCCACAGAUGUGUAAACUACUCCAUUUUGUCUGACAUUGUGUGACAUUUUCCUUCACUGAGAGUAAGAAUGGCCUUGCUGCACAGUGUGUCAAAUUAAAGUCUUAAGGUUUCUCCAAGGGCUGCAAGAAGCUCAAGUCUGUUUGAGGAGGAGGAGGCAGACUCAUAAUUUGGAUGGAUUCAUUCGUAAAGAGCACAGAUAGUGUUAGAACUGGUGAAACAUACACUCACGGUAAUAUGAUGCUUUAAUAUCUGUUGUGACAUGCUUAAAUAAACCCAGAAGACACA